Molecule: messenger RNA, 3566 nt
Organism: Drosophila yakuba
Lineage: Eukaryota; Metazoa; Arthropoda; Insecta; Diptera; Drosophilidae
Gene: RpI135
Product: DNA-directed RNA polymerase I subunit RPA2
Exons: 3
Coding region: 100-3489 (1129 amino acids)
Biological process (GO): DNA-templated transcription
Cellular component (GO): nucleus; RNA polymerase I complex
Molecular function (GO): DNA binding; DNA-directed RNA polymerase activity; ribonucleoside binding
Source: RefSeq, a predicted model, not a curated record
GCAUUCAAAACGGUUCGACUCCAAACAACACGUGCGAGGAAAGGCGUAUAAGUUUUAAGUUAUUUUUGAUCGGAAUUCUAAAAGAGGAAUACCUGCAAAAUGCUGGAGGAGAUGCAACAAAUGAAGACCAUUCCAGUGCUGACCAAUUCCCGCCCGGAGUUCAAGCAGAUACCCAAAAAACUCAGCAGGCAUUUGGCCAACUUGGGAGCUCCACAUGUGGAUUCCUUUGACGAGAUGCUGACCUUGGGACUGGAUAACGUGGCCAAGAACAUGAUCCCCGCCCACUGGCUGAGUCCUGCCGGCGAAAAGAUUUCAAUGAAAGUGGAAUCCAUAUGGAUAUCGAAGCCGAAGGUGCCGCAAGAUGUGAUUGAUGUGCGCACCCGAGAGAUCUACCCCACGGACUCCAGGCAGCUCCAUAUCUCCUACUCGGGAAUGUGCUCGGUCCGCCUGGGGUGGAGUGUCAAUGGAGUGGAGAAGUCUCCGAUAAACAUGGACCUGGGGGAAGUGCCCAUCAUGUUGCGCUCCAAAGCCUGCAAUCUGGGACAGGCUACUCCGGAGGAAAUGGUAAAGCAUGGAGAGCACGACAGCGAGUGGGGUGGAAUCUUUGUGAUCCGAGGAAAUGAGAAGAUCGUACGUAUGUUGAUCAUGACCCGGAGGAACCAUCCCAUCUGCGUAAAACGUUCAUCCUGGAAGGAUCGUGGCCAGAAUUUCAGCGAUCUGGGUAUGCUAGUGCAAACAGUCCGCGAAGACGAGUCAUCCCUGAGCAAUGUGGUACAUUAUUUGAACAAUGGAACUGCAAAGUUCAUGUUCUCCCACGUCAAGAGAUUGUCUUACGUACCAGUUUGCCUGAUCCUCAAGUGCCUGAUGGAUUUUACGGACGAAGAGAUAUACAACAGAUUGGUAAAAGGCUACGAGUCCGACCAGUAUUAUGUAUCCUGCGUGCAGAGCAUGUUGAGGGAAGUUCAAAAUGAAAACGUCUACACGCACGCGCAGUGCAAGAGCUUCAUUGGCAAUCUAUUCCGAGCCCGCUUCCCAGAAGUUCCGGAAUGGCAACCGGAUGAGGAUGUCACCGACUUCAUCCUUAGGGAGCGAGUAAUGAUUCACCUGGAUAACUAUGAGGAUAAGUUCCAGUUGAUUGUGUUCAUGAUCCAGAAGCUUUUCCAAUGUGCACAGGGCAAAUACAAAGUGGAAAACGUCGACUCAGCGAUGAUGCAGGAAGUGCUUCUGCCAGGCCAUCUCUAUCAGAAAUACCUAGGUGAGCGAGUCGAGUCCUGGGUCUCGCAAGUCCGACGCUGCCUUCAAAAGAAGCUGACUUCCCCGGAUGCCCUACUUACCAGUGCCGUAAUGACGCAGUGCAUGCGACAAGCGGGAGGAGUUGGUCGGGCCAUAGAGUCCUUUUUAGCCACUGGAAACAUUGCCAGUCGCACUGGUCUGGGAUUGAUGCAAAAUAGCGGACUAGUCAUUAUGGCGGAGAACAUUAACAGAAUGCGUUACAUGUCCCACUUUCGCGCCAUCCACCGUGGUUCCUACUUCACAACCAUGAGAACCACUGAGGCGCGCCAGCUGCUUCCGGAUGCCUGGGGCUUCAUUUGCCCAGUACAUACUCCUGAUGGCACACCCUGCGGGCUGCUUAAUCAUUUGACCCUGACUUGCGAGAUUUCGAUGCGUCCCGAUCCCAAGUUGGUGAAGGCCAUUCCCACGCAGCUCAUAGACAUGGGCAUGAUUCCCUUGUCAAACCGCAGUUAUUCUGGCGAAAAACUUUACGUCGUCUUUCUGGACGGCAAACACUUGGGUCACAUUCAUCAGUCAGAAGCAAACAAAAUAGUCGACGACUUGCGCUACGGCAAGAUAUUCGGCACUCUUCCCCAGAUGAUGGAAAUCGGCUUCAUACCAUUCAAGAAGAACGGCCAAUUUCCAGGACUUUACCUUGCAACGGGUCCUGCCAGGAUGAUGAGGCCCGUUUGGAACCUAAAAUGGAAUAAGGUGGAGUACAUCGGCACUCUGGAGCAGCUGUACAUGGAGAUCGCCAUUGAUCAAAAGGAAAUGUAUCCCGAUUUCACCACCCAUUUGGAGUUGGCUAAGACGCACUUCAUGAGCAACUUGGCCAACUUGAUUCCCAUGCCGGACUACAAUCAAUCGCCACGUAACAUGUACCAGUGCCAGAUGGGAAAACAAACUAUGGGAACGCCAUGCUUGAAUUGGCCAAAGCAAGCUGCCAACAAGUUAUACCGCCUGCAGACACCAGCAACUCCUCUCUUCCGACCAGUGCACUACGACAACAUUCAGCUGGAUGACUUCGCAAUGGGCACAAAUGCUAUCGUAGCUGUAAUUUCCUACACGGGCUACGAUAUGGAAGAUGCUAUGAUCAUUAACAAGGCUGCUUAUGAACGCGGAUUCGCCUAUGGAAGCAUAUACAAAACGAAGUUCUUGACGCUGGACAAGAAGAGCAGUUACUUCGCGAGGCAUCCGCACAUGCCGGAGUUGGUAAAACAUCUCGACACGGACGGUCUUCCACAUCCGGGCUCCAAAUUGAGCUAUGGUUCCCCCCUGUACUGCUAUUUCGACGGAGAGGUCGCCACUUAUAAAGUUGUAAAAAUGGAUGAAAAGGAGGAUUGCAUAGUGGAGAGCAUCCGGCAGUUGGGAAGCUUCGAUCUGUCGCCCAAAAAAACGGUGGCCAUCACUCUAAGGGUUCCACGACCUGCCACUAUUGGAGACAAGUUUGCAUCGAGGGCUGGUCAGAAAGGUAUUUGCUCACAAAAAUAUCCGGCUGAGGACUUGCCAUUCACGGAAUCGGGCCUGAUCCCAGACAUUGUGUUCAAUCCCCACGGCUUCCCCUCCCGUAUGACAAUCGCUAUGAUGAUAGAAACGAUGGCGGGAAAGGGCGCUGCAAUCCACGGAAAUGUUUACGAUGCCACGCCUUUUCGCUUCUCAGAAGAGAACACUGCUAUUGACUAUUUCGGCAAGAUGCUGGAGGCUGGCGGUUACAAUUACUACGGAACGGAAAGGCUGUAUUCCGGUGUAGAUGGCCGCGAGAUGACUGCUGACAUAUUUUUUGGAGUGGUGCAUUACCAGCGUCUCCGGCACAUGGUGUUCGACAAGUGGCAAGUGAGAUCCACGGGAGCGGUGGAAGCUCGGACCCAUCAGCCAAUUAAGGGCAGAAAACGCGGUGGUGGCGUCAGAUUCGGUGAGAUGGAACGGGAUGCUUUGAUCUCCCACGGUGCCGCUUUUCUGCUGCAGGAUCGCUUGUUCCACAACUCCGAUAAGACACACACCCUGGUGUGCCACAAGUGUGGCUCCAUUCUGGCGCCUCUGCAGCGCAUUGUUAAGCGAAACGAAACGGGUGGACUUUCUUCUCAGCCGGAUACGUGUCGCUUGUGUGGGGAUAACAGCUCCGUGUCCAUGAUCGAGAUUCCAUUCUCCUUCAAGUUCCUGGUUACCGAGUUGAGUUCGGUCAACAUUAAUGCGAGGUUUAAGUUAAAUGAAAUUUGAGUUAAAUCUGAAAUUAUUGUUAGGUCCUAUGUUAACCCGUGCGCUAAUCGUAAUAAAGUUAAAUACGUAAAACACAA